Messenger RNA from Eucalyptus grandis, 1573 nucleotides. Its product is annotated as UPF0481 protein At3g47200. The coding region runs from base 39 to 1379 and encodes 446 amino acids. The transcript is spliced from 2 exons. NCBI's taxonomy places the organism in Eukaryota, Viridiplantae, Streptophyta, Magnoliopsida, Myrtales, Myrtaceae. The record is from RefSeq and is a predicted model, not a curated record.
GGAAGCUUGACUCGCCGGAAUCAACCCCCAAAACCAGAAUGAACGGAGAGAGCAACCACUGCACAAUCACGGUGAGCGGGCGCAGCUGGUCUUCUCGCAUGGAGGACCGGUUUCAGCAGAAGCCGUCUCUUCUGAGGCCCUCGGCCGGCACCUCCUCUUGCUACAUCUUUAGAGCGCCGAAGAGCCAGGUGGAGAGCAACCCCAACGCUUACAACCCCCGGAUUGUGUCCAUUGGCCCGUACCACCACGGGAAAGAGCAGUUGAAGUUGAUCGAGCAGCACAAAACUCGAGUGUUCUCCACACUGCUCGAUCGGACCAGAGGUGGUGCGGGCCUGGAUGAUUACUUCACGGCUGUUGCCUCGCUGGAGACUGACAUACGGGAUAGCUACUCAGAGGCUCUCAAUUGUGAAACCUCGGAUUUGAUUGAGAUGAUGGUUCUCGAUGCUUGUUUCAUUAUCGAGUUAUUUCGCAUCCACACCAUCGGCACCGAGAAGAUUCCACAGUAUGAUGACGACCCCUUGUUCUUCACGCUAUCAAUUUUAUCGUCCCUCAUGAUUGACCUCCUCCUGAUUGAAAACCAGAUCCCGUUCUUCGUUCUUCAAAAGAUCUAUGCAUUAUCCAAGUCUCCUGAAGAUGCCAACCACUCCCUCGAAAAGAUCGCCUUAGGGUUCUUCAACCGCGCACUCCGAUGGCCAGAGGAACAUCUCCAGAAGCACUACAGUGUCUCCAAUAUCACGCACUUGCUCGACUUGUUCCGACUGUGCUUGGUCGGCCAUUUGGACAUCGAAAAACCUCCAGAGGUCAAGGUCGAUGAAGAGUUGCUGCAACUAAUUCCCUCUGCUAAUCAGCUGCUUCUUGUGGGGAUAAAGCUUGAACCAAGGAAGAGCGAGAACCUAAUAGACGUCGUGUUUGAUCACGGAGUGCUCCGGAUCCGUCCUUUGACUCUCGACAUUUUCACCUGUUCCUUCUUCCUCAACUGCGUGGCUUAUGAGCAGUGCUACCAUUACUGCUCCGAGCACAUCAGCACUUACGUGGUAUUCAUGAGAUGUCUCAUGGGCACCGCGGCAGAUGCAGCGGCCCUGUCUCAGUGCGGCAUAAUCACGAACUUUCUAGGGACAGACACGGAGGUCAUAAGGUUCUUCAAUGAUCUCGCUAAGGAUGUCGAGUUCGAUAUCGAGUUGAACUACUUGACCGAGGUAUUCGGGCAAGUCAACCAGUACCAUCGGAACAAGUGGCGGUUGCGAUGGGUGGGAAUCAAGCACGAGUACUUCGGCAGCCCCUGGUCCUUCAUUUCGGCUGCUGCUGCUUUCAUUCUCCUAGUUCUUACAGUUAUCCAGGCCUUCUUUACCAUUUACCCUUAUUAUCAUCCCAAGAAGUGACCAAGCUCUCCGACACGGCUUCAGAGAGAUAUAUGAUGUUGAUGUCCCAUCCAUUUAGUUUGGAGAAAUCAGACCAGUAAAAUUUGUGCAUCAUAUCCGGGUUUUGCUUUGGCUACUGUACUCUUAAUUCGUUUUGGAUUGCUUAAACUUAAUUACAUCUUCAUCGCUGCAAAUAGAUUAGCAAAUUUGACGAA